UAUUCUGCUGAUUGAAUCAUAAUGUGUUUAUAUUUAGAGUGCAGCAAGUGAAUGAUAUGUUGCUAACUACUGGAUGAGUGAUUAUAUCUGUCAGUGUGUGAAUUAAUAAUAAGAGGAGAGUAACAGCAUCCAGCACUGCUAGUGGAAAUUGCAGGUAAAUGGUGGAGUGGGCAUAUUGAAUAUGGUGAGCCGGGUGGACCAGAUCUAUCGUAGCAUUCUCCUAACUAAAUUUUUUGUCCGUGGCUGGGGUAAACCUGAAAAUCUUCGGCGGCUUUUUGCUUUUCGAAAGAUAAUUUCUAAUCGGGAAACGUGUCAGCAGCUCGUGGACAAAAAUCAUCCAAUUACUAUAACGAAGGAGGUUGAUAAUGGGGACCAUAUUAUUUGGGAAGCAGAGUUUAUGUCCCCAUUUGUGGACCACUUGCCAGGUCUUCUGCCUAAAGAGUCAGAGAAAGCUGCUUUUCAGUUAGUGUUCCCAAAAGUAUGGCGCACUCACCUGAAGCCUACCUGCUUGCACUUGGCAGGCACUGGAGAUCAUGGGUUUUGGAGAAGAAAAAUGCUAAUGGUUAAACCACUUUUAGACGAAUCAGGAAUUGCAUCAGCCAUCCUCGAGAAUCCCUUUUAUGGUUGUCGGAAACCUAAGGAUCAGCUUCGCUCAAGUCUCCACAAUGUUUCUGAUUUGUUUGUGAUGGGUGGCUGCUUAAUUUUGGAGUCCCUGGCUAUAUUUCACUGGCUUGAACGCAUGGGCUUUGGACCACUGGGAAUUACUGGAAUAUCCAUGGGUGGCCAUAUGGCAUCUCUGGCAGCAACAAGUUGGUCUAAACCUCUGCCGUUGGUCCCUUGUCUGUCUUGGAGCACAGCAUCAGGAGUGUUCACUCAGAUGGCUUCAGCAGCAGCAAUCGGCUGGCAUAAGCCUCUUGCAGUCGUCCCUUGUCUCUCAUGGACCACAGCCUCUCAGUGCUUCACUCAGGGUGUACUGAGUGGAGCCAUCAACUGGGAGAUGCUCAAGAACCAGUAUUUCUCCAAUGAAGUCUUCAGAGAGGACCUGUUUAACAUGAUUCAGUCUCCUGAAGGGCAUUUUCCAGUAUACCAUGAAGUUGGACUGAAAUUUGCUCGGGACUUCCCUGGCAGCUUAUCCCAUGUAGAGCGACUGAUGGAAGAUCAAGGGCAAGAGCGAAAAAGUGCCAAAGUUUGUGAAAAUAGCAUUGACAAAAAUGAAAAAAAUAAUAGUGGGGUGAUAUCUGAUUCAAUAGAUGCUCAAAGUACAAGAAACAUUAGCAAAAUGGAAAGACCAGAUACCAUCUCUCAAUAUUAUGCAAACACGGUACACAGUGUUGCCUCCAGUGGUGGCCCACUUAGUAUCAGUCUUUCUCUUCCAAGAUUCAACAUUUUACAAACACUUGGCUUUUCAAAAUUAAAAAUUGGUAAGGGACAGUCAUCACAGGAUAAGAGUUCUGUAUCAAACAAUGUUCUUGUUGGAUUUAGAAAUACAAAGUCAAAAAUAUCAAAACCAAUUCAUGAACUUACACCAGUGGGGAUCAGACCCAAGAAAUCUAUGAACACACGGACUGUAAAAUUUGAGCCCUACAUGCAAGUAAAAGAUACGUUAACUUGGGAAGCAGUGCAGUUCAUGCGUGGAGUCAUGGAUGAGUGUACACACUUGGGUAACUUCAGUGUGCCUGUCGACCCCUCGUUGGUGAUUAUUGUUGCUGCUGAAAAUGAUGGGUACAUGCCUCGUGAUGGAAUAAUACCCCUCACAGAGAUUUGGCCUGGAAGUGAAGUUAGAACCCUCCGUACCGGCCACGUCACUGCCUAUCUUUUCAAUCACCAGGUAUUUCGGAAGGCUAUCAAAGAUUCCUUUGAUAAGGUUAUAACAAAAUACUACAGUUGAAGUCUGGAACAUUGCCUGUGUUAGCUAUAGCAUUUACUCUGGUUAAAUAAUUAGUGUAAAAUCACUGCACUGCCAUUUUGUCAUAAUACCUUCUUAAAAUUCAUUAAAUUGACUAGAAUAAUUAUACAAGUUUUCUGCAUUCACCAGCCAUAGUAGUAACCAUCUUACCAGUGCAUACAAAAUGUAAUGAAAUUGGUAUAGGAAUUGAUUUUCAAAGCCAGUAAAAAUAGUUACACAAGUUAAUGCAAGAGUUUUUUACAAAAACUCAGAUAAUUAGCUAAUUAAAAUUUUCUCUUAUUGGUCACAGUACAUUCUUUGGAAUUUACUUUGCCUGUGAAUGACUCUUGUAUCUCAUAAAUACAAAAGUUAUAGAGACUUCUUCACAGAGGCAAGUAGAGUAAAAAUGCCUGUAACAUCCACCGUUAAGUAGGACCUACACGUGCACCUCUAAAUGACCCUUGUGGGUUUAGUGCUUUUAUGAAUACAAAUUAUGUAAUUGUUUUAGUUACUAAUGUCAGUACUCUUCCAAUUUUGCUACUUUUAUACUAAAGCCAGACAUUUAAAAGCAUAGAAAGUCAUGAUGGUGUCAUCAUUGUAGGUAGAAGUGUACUCUUCUUCUUUCAACAAACCAGCUGCAUCCCACUGAGGCAGGGUGGCCCAAAAAGAAAAACAAAAGUUUCUCUUCAUAACUUUAGUAAUGUAUACAAGAGAAGGGGUUAGAAGCCCCUUGCUCCUGGCAUUUUAAUCACCUCUUACGACACGCGUGGCUUAUGGAGGAAAAAUUCUGUUCCACUUCCCAUGGAGAAAUAGUGUUCUCAUCUGAAGAAAAUUAUUCUUGAUAAAAUGGUUACUUUUUUUUAUAAACAAGCUUAAGAUAAUAUAUCUCCAUAGGCUGGAGCUUUUCACUUUUUUUUUUUUUUGUCAUAUGAAGCUUGCAAAAAAUUGAAAAUGAAGUUUCAUGCAUCAAACAGCUUUAUUUCAAAUUGUAUGACAUUUUUAGCACGAUUCUUAGUAUAGUUGUACAACUGGGAAUUUCAUUGGUGUUUAUAGCAUUUAGCAAAAUUUUGGAUAUGCUUUUAAGAAUUUUUAUGAGUGUGCAAUAAGUCUGCUACUGAAUUUUAUGUGCUAUGUCCAUAACAUAGUCCAGUACUCAAUUAUAUGUGGAAAUUUGUAAAACAAAUUUGUUUAAAUUUAAGUUCUACGCAGGCUAAUAGAACGGUGGGAUGUUUGGAUGCUUUAUUCUAAAUAAUGCAGCUUUAUUACUAGACAAAUUCCAGUGUGUUAGUUGUUUAUACCUGUAAAGGUCUGAAAAUUUUAAGCUCUGUUGUAUUUAGCUUUUGAACUUACUAAAACACCCAUUAAUAACAUUGGUGCUUGAAAUAAAGUGAUAGGUUGGUAAUCCAUUAGCUCCCUUAGCAUAAAUAAUAAAUUCUAAAUAUUUAUAACUGAUUAUACUGCACUCCCAUCCUUCAGUGAGAAGCUAUGAAUUAUGAAAUCAUAAAUACAGAACUUACAUGGCAGUGAAAGGAAGGGGAAGGGGGGAGGGGAAAGGCAUUUACAAAUCCUUGUGACCCUGUACUUUAAGAUAUUGUGGUACUGGUCAAGCAUUUUCCACUGUCCAGAUGUCAAACUUACGGAUAAUAGCAGAAUACCUUGUGUCACUGUUUGAGAGCCAAUUUUGUGAUUGAUGCUGAACAUAAAUAGUAGAUCACUGAAAUUUUUCUUUGGAUAAUGGUAAUAGAACCUGAAACAAAACUCAUGAAUCUGUGUACUUGGAGAUGUAGAACUUACAUAUGCUGAUGGAGUACAGGAUAUUUAUAAUUAUUAUUUAGUCAAUUGCUUAGAAACAGUAGGUCUAAGCACAAGUGUAUUGAUGCAUUACAUAAUUAUGUUAUGCCCAUGAUGUGAACAUUCUGAAAUGUUGAGUAUUUUAUACCAUUUAUACCACAGUAUUUUAUACAAUUUUCAACACAGUGAAAUACAGUAUCAAAAUACAGUCUUAUUAAUACAUAGUCAUAAUUACUAUUCCUUAAUGGCUAUACAUUUAUUAUUGUUUUAAAAUGUUUAAUGUAAUCUAAUAAAUUUUUCAUCAGUGCUUGGACAUUUACAUUUGUUUUAAAAUGUAGAAUGUAAUACUUUUUCAUAAAUUAUUAAACACUUAUAAGAUAGGUAUAUAAAUGCUGUCAUUAUCUUUGCAAAGAAAUUAUAUUUCCAUUAUACAGGGAAACAAAUGUAUAGAUAAAUGUCAGUAAAUAUAAAGCAGGGGUCAGCAGCUUUAUUCUGCUUGGGGACAGAGCCCAUGUCUGUGAGCAGAUGGCAGGCCACACCUAUCACCAUAGUUAAUAAAUAGAGGUAAUAAUAAUGCAUACUAAACUUUGGAAUGUAUUUAUAUAUUUAAUUAAGCAAUAUUGUCUGCUGAACAUAACAGUUAUUUUGAGACACUGGUAUUGAACCUACCCUCACCUCUCUCUCCUCUCUGUCUAAUAACAGUCAGUGUGACACUUCAUUUUGUUUUUUGCUUAACAGUCUCUUAUCUCUCAGUAUUAAGUGAUAGGCUGGAAGAGGCCAGAUGCAUGAAGUCAUCUAAAUGGACAUCAGUCAGUUGGUAUCUUAAUUUGCUCUUCGUAUUAUUUCAUUUCUGAGAAGAGUUGCUAGCAUGUAUAAGUACUGCCGACCGGACAUUGACGUCAUUUUUUUUUUGCGUGAUCUACCUAUCAAGUUGAUAUACAUACCAGUUUCAAGAAGAUAUUUCUUGUAGAACUCUACCAGAGAUAUGCCUGUUGCAUUAAAUUUUGAUCUUAAUACAUUGCUGCACUGCAUCUCAAUAAGUUCUAUUUGAACAUACAGAAAAUGGGAGCUAUGGAUUAUCUGAACUAACAAAACUAACAAAUAAUUACUAUUUAAAAUAUAUUAGUAUUCUAAAUGUUUCUUUUUUAUUUUUUUUGUUUUGGGUAUCUUUUAAUUUUUAAACAUGUGUGUAGACUCAUAUAUGGGCUUGUAACACCGCUGAUACAAAGAGAGAGAGAGAGAGAGAGAGAGAGAGAGAGAGUGUGUGAGAGUGUGUGUGUGUGUGUGUGUGUGUGUGGU
Messenger RNA from Cherax quadricarinatus, 4975 nucleotides. RefSeq names its product protein ABHD18. NCBI's taxonomy places the organism in Eukaryota, Metazoa, Arthropoda, Malacostraca, Decapoda, Parastacidae. The record is from RefSeq and is a predicted model, not a curated record.